AUGGAUUUGUCCUGGUGUCCAGCUUGUGACAGACAAGUCUUUGCCAUGGACUCUUUGUACUGCAGCGAAGAAUGUCAACGCCAAGAUGCUAUAUCCCUGCCUAAUCCUUCAAGUCUAUCAAAUUACACCUUUCCAAGACGUCACAGUCCGAAAAAUUCCUACUCUGCGUAUACAUCUCCUUACAUAACACCUUAUACCUCCCCCAUCGGAUCUCCACUCUCGUCACCAAUGCUAUGCUCCACACGAAGAUACGAUGACUUUGAAGCAUAUGAUGACUUAUCAGCUUCACCCGAGGAUUUACUGUUGUCAAGUCGGUAUGGUCGAAGAACACAGAAUACCUCGCAGGCAGGAGGAAAAUAUGAGGGAAUAAACGAUGAAGAAAUGUGUCUAACGGUAGUCCACAUGAGUGCUGUUGUUACCGCCGCCAAAACGACAGUCACCACAAUAACGGUAGAGACACGAGAAGUACAACCGGUUCCAGUGCUUAAGAAGAAAAGGUCUCUCGUUGAAAAUGCCUGGCGCAUGCUCUUCAAUUAA
Molecule: messenger RNA, 537 nt
Organism: Paraglomus brasilianum
Lineage: Eukaryota; Fungi; Glomeromycota; Glomeromycetes; Paraglomerales; Paraglomeraceae
Source: the annotation of a GenBank genome assembly